Messenger RNA from Ananas comosus (pineapple), 1842 nucleotides. RefSeq lists its product as uncharacterized. Gene Ontology annotation, molecular function: lipid binding. The transcript is spliced from 6 exons. The record is from RefSeq and is a predicted model, not a curated record. The coding region runs from base 248 to 1495 and encodes 415 amino acids. Lineage: Eukaryota; Viridiplantae; Streptophyta; Magnoliopsida; Poales; Bromeliaceae.
AGGCCGUCCGCCUUUACUUCCAAAUCCUUAUCCUAGCCUCUGCGCCUGCUGUCAGAUAUACCGCUGCCCCCAAAUUUCCUCUCCCUCUCAUCAGCUCUUAACCGCCUCUCUUCGUUUUCUGUUUCCUUUCCAUCUCUCGCUCCUUCCCUCUCUCCUUCUCUUUCUCCUCCUCUCGAAUCCCUCGAACCGUCGCGGCGCGCAUCUUGCCCACGAUUUGCGACGAGUUUAGAGGGUAGGGUUUCGAUCCAUGGCGCUGGUUCUCGACGCCAUUGUCGAGAUCUUGCGGAAGCCGAGCGUGUGGAGCGUCGUCUCCGAGCUCCUCCUCUUCGUGAGCCCCAUUUGGAUCGCCGUGCUCGUGGGGCUCCUGGUGGGUUGGGCGUGGAAGCCCAAAUGGGCGGCGGGGCUCGUCGGAGGUGAGCACGAAGGGUCGGGAUCGCCCCGGACCCUUCCGCGGUUCGAUUUUUGGAGGCCUCCCAUUCCCGGCUUCGCCUCCUCGUUCGCUCCUCAACAAAGCACAUCCAGGGAGGAGGAGAUUGUAUCACGCUCGCCGGUCGCGGGAACUCAGAAAUUGGCUGUGAGUGGAGAUGAUUUGGUGCAUUUAUGGCGCCUUGUUGAGGAGACAGAUGGGGGACCGCUGUGGCAUCAGAUGAUGGAUAAGACGCUGCCCAGCAUGAGCUAUAAGGCAUGGAGGAGAGAUACUGAGGACGGCCCUCCACAGUAUCGUAGUAGGACUAUCUUCGAAGAUGCAACUCCAGAAGUGGUGAGGGAUUUCUUUGGGGAUGAUGAAUUUAGAAUGAAGAACAAGUGGGAUGACAUGCUUAUCUACCACAACACAUUAGAAGAGUGCCCAACAACAGGAACCAUGGUUGUUCAUUGGGUCCGGAAGUUUCCCUUCUUCUGCAGUGAUAGGGAGUAUACAAUUGGUCGCCGAAUAUGGGUGUCACAGAGAGCUUAUUAUUGUGUGACAAAGGGAGUUCCAUCCUCAACCGUACCCAGGCGCAACAAGCCCAGACGCGUCGACUUGUAUUAUUCAAGCUGGUGCAUUCGAGCAGUGGAAUCAAGAAGAGGGGAUGGCCAGAUGACAGCCUGUGAGGUUCUGCUGUUCCAUUACGAGGACAUGGGUAUCCCUCGGGAGAUCGCAAAGCUCGGCAUUCGGCAGGGCAUGUGGGGCUGCGUCAGAAGGAUCGAGCCAGGCCUUCGGGCUUAUCAGACGGCCAGGAUGAACGGGGAGCCCUUAUCUCCAAGUGCCUUAGCAGCCCAGAUCAACACCAAGUUCAAUCAUGAACUUAUAACAUCGUUGGAAGCUAAUAAUAAUGGCGAUUCAUCAGACAUCUUGGAAGCAACAGAAGAGAAACCAUGGGGCGGCAAAAUACCAAAAUUGCUUUUGCUGGGAGGGGCAGUGGCACUUGCUUGCACUUUUGAUCAGGGGCUAUUGACUAAGGCAGUCAUAUUUGGGGUUGCUAGGAGGUUUGUAAGGCAGAGAAAGGGGUUGUAACCGAUGAAUCUUCAUCCAAUGUUCUUUAUCGGCGGCUUGCUUUGGCCAGAUUCAAUUCAUAGCAGUGCAUGGCGGGAAGAGAGGUUGUAGUAGUCUGUGUAUUUCAAUUGGAAAAGGGAAUGAAUGUUUACUUAUAUAGUAAAUUUAAGUUUGUUAAUCUUACUUUUCUCUUUUUCUGCCCUCCAGUAGAUUUUCUUUUCCAUAGGCACAUUUAAUGUCGUUGUUUUUUUGGUUAGUUCCGUUCGUGAGAAGCAGGCUAGUUCGCUCUUUUUAAUCCGUCCAGAGUGUAUAAAAAAAAACAACUUGGCCUACCCGCCCCUGUAUUAAUUCGACUCCUUGGACUCUGA